UAAUCGUCUGGUCAACUUCCGGUUUCCAAUUUUCUGUUCCAGCACAUUCUAUAUGAAGUAGAAAUUUAUAAAUCCGGCAUCAUCGACAUUCAAAACUCCUCGUAUCAAUCAUGAGUGGUUCGUUAGCUUUCGACGAAUAUGGGAGACCUUUUAUCAUCAUCAGGGACCAGGAAAGGAAGUCACGAUUAACAGGAAUCGAGGCCCAUAAAUCCCACAUAAUGGCAGCAAAGUCUGUUGCUGGAGUUCUGAGAACUUCUUUGGGACCAAAAGGUUUGGACAAGCUUUUGGUGAGUCCUGAUGGAGAUAUAACUGUCACUAAUGAUGGUGCUACCAUCCUGAAACAGAUGGAUGUCCAGCAUCAAAUUGCUAAACUUAUGGUUCAGCUAUCACAGUCUCAGGAUGAUGAAAUUGGAGAUGGUACCACUGGAGUUGUUGUGUUGGCUGGAGCCCUUUUGGAACAAGCAGAAAAGCUCUUGGACAGAGGAAUUCAUCCUAUCCGAGUAGCUGAUGGUUAUGAAAUGGCUGCCACAGUUGCUUGUGAACACUUGGAGAAAAUCAGUGAAGGUUUCAAAGUUACUCCAAAAGACAGAGAGGAUCUCAUCCGUUUGGCCAUGACAACCCUUGGCUCCAAAAUUGUAAACAGAUGCCACAGACAAAUGGCAGAAAUAGCAGUAGAUGCUAUUAUGUCAGUAGCCGAUUUUGACAGAAAAGAUGUUGAUUUUGAACUUAUCAAAGUUGAGGGCAAAGUCGGUGGAAAAAUGGAGGAUACCAUGUUGAUCAAGGGUGUUAUUAUUGACAAGGAUAUGAGUCAUCCACAGAUGCCUAAAAAUAUCAAAGAUGCUAAAAUAGCUAUUUUGACAUGUCCCUUUGAACCUCCGAAACCCAAAACAAAGCAUGGGCUGGAGGUGAAAUCUGUAGAGGAUUAUAGAAAACUUAGAGAAUAUGAAUUACAGAAAUUUGAAACCAUGGUAAAACAGGUUAAGGACACGGGUGCUAAUCUGGUCAUCUGUCAGUGGGGAUUUGAUGAUGAAGCCAAUCACCUUUUACUACAGAGAAAACUACCUGCUGUGCGUUGGGUAGGAGGCCCAGAAAUAGAGUUAAUUGCAAUUGCAACUGGAGGCAGAAUUGUGCCACGGUUUGAAGAACUCACCAAAGAGAAGCUUGGAACAGCAGGCACUGUGAGGGAACUGUCAUUUGGUACCACCAAAGAAAAAAUGUUGGUCAUUGAAGACUGCAAUAACUCAAGGGCAGUGACCAUCUUCAUCAGGGGCGGUAACAAAAUGAUUGUUGAGGAAGGCAAGAGAAGUAUACAUGACGCCCUGUGUGUGAUCAGGAACCUGGUGAAGGACAGCAGGAUCGUGUAUGGAGGAGGAGCUCCAGAAAUCUCCUGUUCUCUGGCUGUCGCCGAGGCUGCCAAGAAAAUCUCUACACUAGAACAGUAUGCAAUGAAAUCCUUCUCUGAAGCAUUAGAGAGUGUUCCUUUGGCGUUAGCAGAAAAUUCUGGGUUUGCUCCAAUCCACACUCUAGCAGAUAUUAAAUCACGACAAAUCAAGGAGAAAAACCCGCGGCUAGGAAUAGAUUGUCUCAAUAAGGGGACCAAUGAUAUGAAGACACAAUCUGUGAUCGAGACACUCUCAUCCAAGCGUGCCCAGAUCCUGUUGGCUGUCCAGCUGACAAAGAUGAUCCUUAAAAUUGAUGAUGUCAGAGGAAGCGCAGAUCAGACCUCGUUUGUACAAAGAUUUGGAGGCUUCCCGUGUGUAGACAUGAAUAAAUCUUACUCUGUCACGGACUGGGCAAUGCAUGAUGGCGAUUCUGGGACGGAUUCGGACCAAAAUCGAGUGAAAAUCUGGGCAUUGAAUUUACAGGACGACGAUGAUAGCGUCCACUUUGAUCCAGAACGAGCCAAGUUGGAGAACUGGCCUCCAAAGGAUGAUGAUGACGAAGAAGAUCUGAAACAGAGGGAAGAACAGAGUGAGAGUAAAUUGUUUCUGUCGGUGGAUGAGAAGAUGAAGACAGAAGAGGAGAAAGAAGGGAUGGAGCAACCGGGCGCCGACCACGCUAGUUCACCGUCACCAUUCCCCGAGGAGAUCGGUAACCCCGCAGGCUGUGUACGGAGGACCCUGGCGCUCGUAGAGUCUCUCUCCUGACCACUGGACCAAUAUACUAUGGAAACAUUUAAAUCUACUAGGGCCAACUUUCGUGGAUUGCAACUUUCUUUUGUUGUUAAUUUUUUUCUCCUAAUUAUUAGUGAUGUAUUUUCGUCGAUUAAUUCUUAUGAAAAAUGAAUGUAGAUCUAUCUUCAUAAUUCGUUGAGGAUGUAAAUCUGUUGGUUGAUGGGUAUAGUAUACGUACGUGAAAACAGCCACCAUGAUUAUUAUGAAUAUUUAUGAUUCUAAAGUAUGACAUGUCAGGAAGUACGACAUGGCAAAGACCAAGGGAGGAGUCCAGGCAGAGCUUUAAUUUGUAAU
Magallana angulata is the source of this 2468-nucleotide messenger RNA. Its product is annotated as T-complex protein 1 subunit epsilon-like. The transcript has 13 exons. The record is from RefSeq and is a predicted model, not a curated record. Bases 111 to 2147 code for a protein of 678 amino acids. Gene Ontology annotation, molecular function: ATP-dependent protein folding chaperone; ATP hydrolysis activity; ATP binding. Lineage: Eukaryota; Metazoa; Mollusca; Bivalvia; Ostreida; Ostreidae. Gene Ontology annotation, biological process: protein folding. Gene Ontology annotation, cellular component: chaperonin-containing T-complex.